GUUGUUACAAUAAAAUUUCUUUAUGGGACUAUAAUUAUGGUUGUUUGGGCAGCUUCAAGAUCCAGUACCAUAAAUAUCUUCAACUGCUUCAACACCUAAAAUUCUCGAAGAUGUUUUCUUGGGAAAAACACUUCGACGCUCAAGUUAACAAUACUCAAUAUUCUAAAGAGAGAUGCUCUCAAAAAUUUUUGGUCUUUGUCGGUGGAAGCUUGGAUAAGCCUCCAGAAGGCUCCCAAAAGCCUCAUUUGGUUUUCCUAUACUUUCCUCUUCCACCUACAUCCUUUCUUCCUCCUUUCUCCAACCAAGAUUAAGGUCCUUUUGUUAAGUAAGUAUAAGUUUUAGUUAUGAAUUUUGAGUUAGAGUUUUGGGUAAUUUAAAUUGGUGAGAUUUGGCUUUAAUCCUUUGGUUUAUAAGAUUUUUGGGUAUUAAACUUUUAUUAGAAAUAUCCUUAAUUUUGGGGUUUCUAUGGCAAAGAUAGUGAGUUAGUCCUUUCUAUGGUUUGAUUUGGGUGUGAUUUUUGCUACAGGAAUUAGAAGGAAAUUGUAUUAUUUGUGAAUUACUGUUCAUGAUUACUGUUCACAAUUACUGUUCAUGGUUACUGUUUACAAUUACUGUUCACGGUUACUGUUUAAAAUUACUGUUUACGGUUACUGUUCACAAUUACUGUUCACGCAUUAUGCUUUGAUCUCUUCCAAUAGGGGAUCCUAAUAUUAUUUUGGACAUAUUAUGAAUUUGUUUGACAUGCGUAUGUGUUUGUAGCUAUGGAGUAAGUGGACUUAAGCUUAAAGCUUGGGGUAUUCAGUGGACCCUUCGGGGUAUUUAGUAGACCUCUGCGCAGUAGGGUUAGUACCGUGAUUAGUUCCGGUACAGUAUUGCUAGCACACCUCAGUGGACUCCAUAGCAUUGUGUGAUUUUCGAUUUUAUGCAUUGCGCUUGUGACAUCAUAUUU
This is a messenger RNA of Rubroshorea leprosula, 949 nucleotides long. NCBI's taxonomy places the organism in Eukaryota, Viridiplantae, Streptophyta, Magnoliopsida, Malvales, Dipterocarpaceae. The record is from the annotation of a GenBank genome assembly.